This is a messenger RNA of Chlamydomonas reinhardtii, 1620 nucleotides long. RefSeq lists its product as uncharacterized. Gene Ontology annotation, molecular function: acyltransferase activity, transferring groups other than amino-acyl groups. The record is from RefSeq and is a predicted model, not a curated record. NCBI's taxonomy places the organism in Eukaryota, Viridiplantae, Chlorophyta, Chlorophyceae, Chlamydomonadales, Chlamydomonadaceae. Bases 122 to 1135 code for a protein of 337 amino acids. The transcript has 7 exons.
GUAUAGCCGCUCACCACAACAAGAUUAACUAGCUAGCACCAGCAAGAACAGGCGAAAGACGGUCACGCAAGAAGUGAGCCACAGCCCUACCUAGCGUGUCUACGCAUAUAACUCUGUAUAGAUGGUUGCCAGCAGCAGCGCCGAGGAGCAGCCGCGCGUAGUCUCGUUGAGCUCGGCCAAUCGGCAGCAGCUCUCGCGCGCGGCAGUCUGCUUCGGUGCGUCUAUGGUGGAGGACCCGAUCCUCAUGUGGGCAACGGACGGCAAGAACCCCGCCGGCUCAGUAGGCUUCUACACAAAGAUGGCGGAGGUGUUCUUCAAUGCGAUGGCGGACCGCAGCUGGUGCUGGGCGUUGCAGGCGCCAGCCAAUGCCAAAGCGCUACCCGGUGAACUGGACGCCCACACUCCGCAGAGCGUGUGCCUUGCUUGUGAGGUGCCGCGCGCCUACCCCUCCGACUGGCAGCUCCUGUGCGCGGGCAUGGUGGGGCUGGGCCUGCGCUCCCCCAGUUGGCGCUGCGUGCGGAUGUUCCUGCACCUCACGCCCGAGUUCCAGAAGCGGCACAAGGCCUUCCACACGGAGCACGGGCCCUUCGUCUACAUCGCCGCGUUCGGUACCCGGCCCAAGCUGUGGCGCCGCGGCCGCGGCUCCCAGCUCAUGUCGGCUGUCCUCAAGAUGGCAGACCAGAAGAACAUGCACUGCUACCUGGAGGCCAGCAGCGACGACAGCCGCCGCUUCUACGCCCGACACGGCUUUGCGCUGAAGGAGGAGCUCUGCGUGCUGCCGCUCACAGCCUCCGACGCCGCCGGCGCGCCGCUGCUGUACAUUAUGGUGCGGCCGCCCCAGGGCGCCGGUGCUGGAGGUGCGGGCGGUGGUGGUGGCGGCGCGGGUGCGCUGGCGGCCGGUGUUGGAGGCAAGGGCGCCGCUGCGGCUGGCGCUGCGGUGGGACCGGUGGCGGCGCCGGCGAAAGCGGCGGAGGUGGUGGUGACGGCGGCGGGCGGCAUCGCGGCGACGGUGGCGGUGCCAGAGGCGGCGGCGGCAGCGGCUGCAUCCACAGAGCCGCAGAAGCAGACGGCGGCGGCGGCGGCUGAGGCUGGGCAAGCUGGAGAGCGUGCGCGACAGGGGGAUGAGCAGGUGUAGGGAUGCUUGUGUGCGUGGCAGUGUACGGUUCAAUGGAGUCUGGGUGUGGGCGGGCAUGUGGCUAGGCGCAAAUGGGCCGGCUGUGCAGGGUGCUACUGCCUGCUUGCCUGCUAGGCUUCCUUUCUCCACUUAUCCGCGCCGUGUGAUCUAAGAAACGGGUUUUCAGGCAGUAACAUUUGUACUUGUGUGCAGGAAGGGUGUCUUGACUCUGGGGCAGGGGCGGUGCCUAGAAGUCGGGAUCUAGAGCGCCGUCUUUCAUGGUCUGUGCGACUGUGCAUACCCGGGACUCCGGGAGGGGAAACGGUCCCGCCAAUGCUGCUGGCUGCUGGGAAUGUGCGAGCCGGGCGUUAAGAGCGUGCGUAUGGAAGGUUCCGUUAGGUAGGGGCGGGGCAUGCGGCGCGUUGGGCAGGAAUGGCUUGGCAUGCACGGGGUGACCUGCGAGGCGACGGUGCAUCGCAAGCUGAGUGUGCAACAUCCCUUCUCCA